Messenger RNA from Drosophila gunungcola (fruit fly), 865 nucleotides. It is a transcript of the gene Nse1, whose product is annotated as non-structural maintenance of chromosomes element 1 homolog. Gene Ontology annotation, biological process: double-strand break repair via homologous recombination; DNA damage tolerance. Gene Ontology annotation, molecular function: ubiquitin-protein transferase activity. NCBI's taxonomy places the organism in Eukaryota, Metazoa, Arthropoda, Insecta, Diptera, Drosophilidae. Gene Ontology annotation, cellular component: nucleus; Smc5-Smc6 complex. The record is from RefSeq and is a predicted model, not a curated record.
GCUAUCGAUAGUUUAACAGCUCUACUAUGCUGAUCUGGGCACACUGCGACAGCGCGCUUCUUGCGAAGGAGGCGAAAAUUGCUUUGAAUUUGUUGUGGUCUGAUACUACCGACAGAUAGUACAGCAGAUAUGGAUGUGGUGAAGCGCGGCUUCGUUCGCGCUUGCAAGAAUCACAGCUACCUUAGCUACGAGCUAAUCGACAACAUCCUGGGCCCGCUAUGCGCCCAACACCAGGUCUCAAAACCCUCCAGCAAGGAGGCCGUGAAGGCAUUUGUGGGUGAAAUAAACGAUUCCAUCAGCGAUUUGGGCCAGUCGCUGGUCUUCAUCAAGUACCCGAUCAAGACCGAGGAGUACCUGGUGUACGCCAAGACAGAUGCCACGCCCGACAGCGUGGCUAGCACCGGCCUAACGGCCGAGGAGUGCCAGUACUUCUCCAAACUGCUGGACAAGAUUGCCGCCGAGGAGGACUGCCACAUCCCCUGGAAUGCUGCCUACAGCGAAGUCCUCCUGCAGGGCAGCUCGAAGCCGGUCAAGAAGAGCCGCAUGCAGGAACUGCUCCAGAAGUGGACCCAAAUGGGCUACUUCAUGGAGCUGGACGAGAGAAUCUACCUGGGGCCGCGCAGCCUCGUCGAACUGAACUUCUACCUGACCUCCCACCACACAGAGCACAUCAAGAACUGCAUGCUGUGCAAGUGCCUGGUAUUGUGGGACAUACGCUGCGGAUCUUGCCACAUUCAGUUCCACCGCGAGUGCAUCCACACGUACUUGCAGCGGCGAGACAUUUGCCCGUCCUGCGGCAACCUGUGGACAACACCUUUACGACGGUCCACCAGUUCUUCUUCAUGAAUAAAAUGAAUGAAACCAA